CGAUGAUUUUCUGGGGAAGAAACAAGCCGACGAGGAGGUCGUUCCAACAAAGAAGUUUGCAGGAAAAAGGUGGUCCCACUCAAGAACACGGUUUUAUGAAACGAACGACCGAGCGCUUCUAUCUGUUUUUUUUGCCACGGUGUUGUUGCUUUACGCGCAAAAUGAAGCCAUCAACUUGUUGCAAUUUACUUGAAACGUUAUCAGAGCCAUAAGGGAGUAUGCAGUAUGCCGUUUUAUAAUCUGGAUUCAACUUCGGAAAAAUCCGAACCAAAAAAACUGAGAAACAGCUGAGAGUGGGGUGAGGAGGAGGUUGGCUUUGGCAAGUUGUGGACUUCUGCCUUGUAACUCCCGCUGUCGUAUGUUGCUAGCUAACUUUGAUAUAAGAAUUGCCCCAUUUCAUCAGUCUACUACAGUGUGGUGAGGUCUGUUUUCUGAGUGGUCUGCCACAGUGAUUGGUUCAGUGGGCCACUGCAGCAUUUCCUCAAGAACAUUGGCUGCCUCCUGUGGCUUGAUGCUUUUCAGUGCUUGGAUGUUGCGUGGGCGAUGAGGAUGUCCUGCUGGUCCCAGUGGGACAGGAUUGUGAUGUGAUGGGGUGCAGGACGAGCAAGGUCCUCCCUGAGCCACCUGGAGAUGUCCAGCUAGACUUGGUCAAAAAGGUGGAUCCCCUCCAGACCGACAUCUACAAACAUUUUAUCCGAGGCGACGGCAGUGGGAGUAAAAUGAGAGGGGAGAAAACAGGCUCUCCCCCGCCUCAGGCAGCAUUCUCAGCCGCCCAGGCACCCACAAAUACAGGCCAACCAGAGGCCUCUGACCCACGCAGAAACAAGGUAGCCAAGUACAGAGCUAAGUUUGACCCACGGGUCACAGCCAAAUAUGACAUUAAGGCGCUGAUAGGCCGAGGUAGCUUCAGCCGGGUGGUGCGAGUGGAGCAUAAGAGCACGCGGCAGCCCUACGCCAUCAAGAUGAUAGAGACGCGCUACAGAGAGGGACGUGAGGUAUGUGAGUCAGAGCUGUGUGUCCUGCGUCGUGUACGCCACACUAACAUCAUCCAGCUGAUGGAGGUGUUUGAGACAGCUGAGAGAGUGUACAUGGUGAUGGAGCUGGCUACAGGGGGAGAGCUUUUUGACCGUAUCAUCGCCCGUGGCUCGUUCACAGAGCGUGAUGCUACACGUGUCCUACAGAUGGUACUGGAUGGGGUCAAGUAUCUACAUACACUUGGCAUCACCCACCGUGACCUCAAGCCUGAGAACCUGCUCUACUAUCACCCCGGUGCAGACUCUAAGAUUAUGGUCACUGACUUUGGGCUGGCCAGCACUCGUAAGAAGGGUGAUGAGUGCUUGAUGAAGACUACUUGUGGGACACCAGAGUACAUUGCCCCAGAGAUCCUGGUACGAAAGCCAUACACUAAUGCUGUGGAUAUGUGGGCUCUAGGGGUCAUCUCCUACAUUCUGCUGAGUGGAACCAUGCCCUUUGAGGAUGACAACCGCAUGCGCCUCUACCGUCAGAUCCUCAAGGGGAAGUACAGCUUUUCUGGGGAGCCAUGGCCCAGUGUGUCCAACCUGGCAAAGGACUUCAUCGACCGUGUGCUGACUGUUGACUCCAGUGAGAGGUUAACAGCAGGCCAGGCUCUGAAGCACCCCUGGAUCGUCAGCAUGGCUGCAUCAUCCUCCAUGAAGAACCUGCAGCGCUCUAUCUCCCAAAACCUCCUGAAGAGGGCCUCAUCACGCUGCCACAGCACCAAGUCUGCCCAGUCCACACGCUCCAGCCGCUCCACCAAGUCCAACAAGGCUCGUCGUGCUCGGGAGAAAGAGCUGCGUGAGCUCAACCGCCGCUACCAACAACAAUACAAUGGCUGAGUAAUAGUUAUGUGGGUUGCAAUGUUGAAACUCAUAAUGUUGUGUGUCUCAUUGAGACCACAAGCAGGGACUUACCAGCAGCUGCCUGGAACAGUAAUUCAGCUCCUAGGCCAUAGUGCCACUGGGGCAGCAAGAAAAACAUCCUAAUAUUUCACCCUUUUUUCCUAGAUUCCUAUUCCCUAAUGUUUCUUUCCUGUCCUUGUGUGUCUCACAUUUUAUUUAUUGUUGAUUAUAUUGUUUCUGUGGAAAUGGUCACUUGAAGCUGCCCAUCUAAACGGAUCUGUUGAGCAACAUUCUAGGAAUUAAGUUUUAGGAAGGGGUGUUAAAAUGCUGUUCCUGCACUCGUUCUUGAUUAUUUGCUGUGAAUUCAUUGUACAAGAACAGUGGGUCACUUGCUUUGGUGGAGAUACACUACAUGACCAAAAGUAUGUGGACAUCUGCUCGUCGAACAUCUCAUUCUAAAAUCAUGGGCAUUAAUAUGGAGUUGGUCCCCCUUUUCGGCUAUAAACCCUCUUCUGGGUAGGCUUUCCACUAGAUCCAUUCAGCUACAAGGGCAUUAGUGAGGUACGGUCGGCGUUCCAAUUAAUCUAAAAGGUGUUCGAUGGGGUUGAGGUCAGGACUUUGUGCGGGCCAGUCAAAUUCUUCCACACCGAUCUCUACAAACCAUUUCUGUAUGCGCCUCGCUUUGUGCACGGGGGCAUUGUCAUGCUGAAACAGGAAAGGGCCUUCCCCAAACUGUUGUCACAAAGUUGGAGGCACUGAAUCGUCUAGAAUGGCAUUGUAUGCUGUAGCGUUAAGAUUUCCCUUCACUGGAACUAAGAGGCCUAGCCCGAACCAUGAAAAACAUCCCAGACCAUUAUUUCUCCCCCACCAAACUUUACAGUUGGCACUAUGCAUUGGGGCAGCUAGUGUUCUCCUGGCAUCCACCAAACCCAGAUUUGUCCGUUAGACUGCAAGAUGGUGAAGCGUGAUUCAUCACUCCAGAGAAUGUGGUUCCACUGCUCCAGGGUCCAAUUGCGGCGAGCUUUACACCACUCCAGCCAACGCUUGGCAUUGUGCAUGAUGAUCUUAGGCUUGUGCGGCUGCUCGGCCAUGGAAACCCAUUUCAUGAAGCUCCUGACUAACAGUUCUUGUGCUGACGUUGCUUCCAGAGGUAGUUUGGAACUCUAGUGAGUGUUGCAACUGAGGACGGACAAUUUUUACGCACUAUGCGGUCCCGUUCUGUAAGCUUGUGUGGCCUACCACUUUGCAGCUGAGCCGUUGUUGCUUCUAGAAGUUUUCACUUCACAAUAGCAGCACUUACAGUUGACUGGGGCAGCUCUAGCAGAGCAGAAAUUUGAUGUACUGACUUGUUGGAAAGGUGGCAUCUUAUGACCGUGCCACAUUGAAAGUAAUUUAGCGCUUCAGUACGGGCCAUUCUACUCCCAAUGUUUGUGUAUGGUGUGCUUGAUUUUAUACACCUGUCAACAAUGGGUGUGGCUGAAUCCACUAAUUUGAAGGGACGUCCACAUACUUCUGGUCAUGUAGUGAAUAUAUCCUGAGAUACGGAAUAUUUUUUUUAAUACUUUGUGCUAAAACACAAAUAUGUCAGAAGCAAGGUUUCCAUCCAAUUGACUACAGAUUUUCUUGUGAAUAUUAAAAAAAUAAGAAGAAUUAAAACCCACCAGAGAUGUGUUUCUGGGAAAUUAACUUGUUGCGGAUGAAAGGCUUUGCUUGAUGAUGUCGUGUACAUAAAAAUAACUUUUGAGGUUAAAUUCCCAAAUAAAAAAAUAAGUUAAAUGGGUUUCCAUCGCAUUUUCAACUCGGAUUGUUUUGCCACAAAAAAAUUGCGUUAUAUAGCGGAUGUGCCCACUCUGGUACUGACCCUGGCGCUCUAGCCAACAGCUCUCAGAUACAGUGCAGGUAAAGCCUACAUGAUGAGAUUAUUAUGGCCAUCAUAUCACCAGAAUAAGACCCUCAAUAUUUAUUGGAUAGGAGAUUCAAGCUCAUCACCUUGCACUUUCACCACCCUGUGAAGUUCAUAAUUGAUUUCAUCUGUAGCAUAAUAAACUGCAUGGUUUCCCGAGUUGUAGUGGGAGGACCAUACAUGUCAUCACUUGAUUCCAAGUUUACUUCGAUAUGAUGGUUAUUCUAUCACUAUUUGCGCAUAAAAGCAUUUCCACUUACAUUUCUCUGAUAAUUAAUUUUACUGACACAAAAAUAUCCCACCUUUUGUAGCAUAUAUUGUUUGUUUCCAUCAGGCCAGUCGUGACUUUAAAAAAAAAGCAGGUUGGAUGGAAACCUCGUUAAUGAAGGCCAAAAUAAACAUUUAUUUAUUUAAUUUUGGUUUAGAAGUCUAGUAUAUCCAAUAUUAUUGUAUUCUGACCAGUUGCUUUCAUGAUUUGAAAAUUAAGUAUUUUUCUAACCAGGAUUCAGAUUUUAUAACCUGUUAAUGUCGGAGUUGUUUCUAUUCAUUUUGGGAUUAUUUUUUAACUGUGAUCUUGAAAGACUAUGGGAGGUUGACUGGAAACUCUAAAUAAGGAAAGAUGAGCCAGCGCUUUUGCAUAGUUGUCAGUGGGGACUGGGGGCUUAUUCGGAUCGAGGCCUGUCCUGUCUCUGCACUUUCCUGGUCCUGCUACACAGUCUGAGAUGGACAGCCCUGUUGUAAUGAAGGAUACACGUCAAUGGAUGUGUAAUUUAACAAAUUGAUGGAGAAUCGAUCCAAUAGAUCGCUAACUGAUGGAGAAAACUGGUUGAUGGCUCAGUAUUAAUUUAGUUUGGUAUAUCAAAUGUCUUUCCAAUUUGUUCUGAUUAGUUUAGACAUGUCAUGUUUUUAUUGUAUUUUUUCCCAUAAUUGUCAUUGACCAAACCGUAUAGUUAGUAGGUUGACAACAUUUGUAAUAUUGUGGAUGCUUUGCCAGUCAGAGCUCAGACCGCUAUUGGGAGAGACCAAUUUAAAUCUGGCACUUGUUCUCUAUUGUCAAGUCUUUUAAAAAUCAAGAAAAUUGCCAUAAAAUAUGCUUAAAAACAAAUCUGGAGUGUUGUGAUGACAUAUUUUACAUUAUUCUUUCAAAUAAUUAUCUUCAAUACUUCCACGUUUUAUUUUUAGCGUACUUUGUCUUUGCCUGUGAAUGCACUUAUUUUAAUUAUAUUCGAGGGCUGGAUCAAGAACCUGAUCACAUUUAACUGAUUGUUUCAGUUUCUAGCACUUCAUUUUGAGGGGUCAUUCAAGUGUUUUGAAGGGCUUCAAAAGCAAUUGUGUGUUUAAAAAAAUAAAAAUAAAAUAAUAAUAAUUAUACCUCUUAGUUAUUGUGUUGACAGGAUGUAGGUUUUAUGUCUUCAUUAAAACUGCUCUUGUUAGAUACUUUUGUGUUUACCUUUUUGUACUCCCCAACCAGAACAACCAUUAUAAACAAUUGGUAUGAUGUGGUCAUGUACUUUUAAGUAAUUUGUAGUGAGAAGCGCUGGUAUUUUGAGGUACAUUUUUUUUAAGAUACUGGAAAUUCAACAGAGCCGUAUCAGCUGAUCUCAGUCUCUCUUUUGGAAUUUCUAUAAUGUUACAUUAUGCUCUAUCUACACUGUCGGUCCUACUGCUGUUAUUUGUUUUGUAAGUCGUUGCACACAGUCAAGUGCAGUGGUGUCCCCCCUCUCCACAUAGUUCACGUGGUCACCUGUUGACGUAAUGGUAACUCAAUUUUAAUAGCAUCUCUUUGUCACAUGAAGUGCCUGACAUUUGUAUUGUUGUCAUUUAUGUGCAUGUUUCUGUAAGUAGACACUUUUUGUUCAACUCUGUGUGUCAUGCAGCAUACAGUGCAUUUGGAAAGUUCAGACCCCUUGACUUUACAGCCUUUUUCUAAAAUGGAUUAUAUACAUUUCUUUCCUCAUCACAAUACCCUAUAAUGACAAAGUGAAAAGUUUUUAAUUUUAUUUUUGUUUGCAAAUGUAUGAAAAGUAAAAAACAGAUUUACUUAUGAAAAUAAGUUUUCAGAACCUUGAAGUUGAGCUCAGGAGCAUUCUUUUUUCAUUCAUCAUCCUUGAUGUUUCUACAACUUGAUUAGAGUCCAUCUGUGGUAAAUUCAAUUGAUUAGACAUGAUUUGCAAAGGCACACACCUGUCUGCAUAAGGUCCCACAAUUAACAGUGCAUGUCAGAGCAAAAACCAAGCCCUGAGAUCGAAGGAAUUAUCCGUAGAGCUCCGAGACAGGAUUGUGUCAAGGCGUAGAUCUGGGGAAGGGUACCAAAAAAUGUCUGCAGCAUUGAAGGUCCCCAAGAACAUAGUGGCCUCCAUCAUUCUUAAAUUGAAGAAGUUUGGAACCACCAAGACUCUUCCUAGAGCUGGCCACCUGGCAAAACGGAGAAAUAUGGUGAGAAGGGCCUUGGUCGGGGAGGUGACCAAGAACCUGAUGAUCACUCUGACAGAGCUCCAGAGUUCCUCUGUGGAGAUGGGAAAACCUUCCAGAAGGACAAACCAUAUCUGCAGCACUCCACCAAUCAGGCCUUUAUGGUAGAGUGGCCAGACAGAAGCCACUCCUCAGUAAAAGGCACAUGACAGCCUGCUUGGAGUUUGCCAAAAGGCACCUAAAGGAUUCUCAAACCAUGAGGAACAAGAUUCUCUGGUCUGAUGAAACCAAGAUGGAACUCUUUGGCCUGAAUACAAAGCGUCAAGUCUGGAGGAAACCUGGCACCAUCCCUACAGUGAAGCAUGGUGGCAGCAUCAUGCUGUGGAGAUGUUUUUCAGCGGCAGACUAGUCAGGAUUGAGGGAAAGAUGAACGGCGCAAAGGACAGAGGGAUCCUUGAUGAAAACCUGUUCCAGAGUGCUCAGGAUCUCAUACUGGGGCUAAGGUUAACCUUCCAAACAGGACAACGACCCUAAGCAUACAGCCAAGACAACGCAAGAUUCGGAACAAGUCUCUGAAUGUCCUUGAGUGGCCCAGCCAGAGCCCGGACUUGAACCCGAUUGAACAUCUUUGUAGAGACCUGAAAAUAGCUGUGCAGCAAUGUUCCCCAUCCAACCUAACAGGGCUCUGCAGAUAAGAAUUCGAGAAACUCUCCAAAUACAAGUGUGCCAAUUGUGUAGCGUCAUACUCAAGGCUGUAAUUGCUGGUGCUUCAACAAAAUAACGGGUCUGAAUAGUUAUGUAAAUGUGAUAUUUCUGUUUUGCUAACAUUUAAAAAUAUAUAUAUUUUAAAAGUUUGGCUUUGUCAUUAUGGGGUACUGUGUGUAGAUGAAGAAAAAACAAUUUAAUCCAUUUUAGAAUAAGGCUGUAAUGUAACAAAAUGUGAAAAAAGUCUAGGGGUCUGAAUACUUUCCGAAUGCACUGUACAUGUAUCUGUAACAUGCAUUUCCACCCCACAGAACUAAUAAUGCCAUGGUUUCAGUCACUUGUUGAUUUGGUUUUUGGAACACCACUGUCUUACAUUUAUUUAAAAAAAAAGGUUUGGUUUUAAUGCACAUUUGAGAUUCUAAAUUCCCUCUACAUCACAAAAACACAAUUGCUGAACCAAAAGAGAAAUAAAUAAAAAAACAUGUUGAAAUGAAGCAAAGGUUUAAAAAUAAAACACAUAGUUGUAAAGUGUGCAAUGUGUGCCAGGUCAAUGAAAAAGUAAAUAGUAUUUGCAAGCGAUUUUGCAGAAUGUGAACAUUUUCCUAAAGCGUUUCCUUUCACAUUUUCUAUAUGUACUAUACAUGUAUAAAUGUUGUUGACCGUUUUCUGAAGUAGCCAAUUCAACACUGUCUUCUGAGUACAAUUGUUUUUAUGAUUUUGAAUAUUCUUGUUCAUGUGUGUGUUUAAAUGAGUGAUAACAACAUAUUGAUUAUUCUACAUUAACUAAUGGUGAACUGGUUCAAAGAGUCAUGUUUUAUGCAAAUGUGCCAAAUAAACUCAAACCUGACUA
This is a messenger RNA of Oncorhynchus keta (chum salmon), 7729 nucleotides long. Its product is annotated as serine/threonine-protein kinase H1 homolog. The record is from RefSeq and is a predicted model, not a curated record. Lineage: Eukaryota; Metazoa; Chordata; Actinopteri; Salmoniformes; Salmonidae. The transcript has 3 exons. The coding region runs from base 588 to 1856 and encodes 422 amino acids. Gene Ontology annotation, biological process: protein phosphorylation. Gene Ontology annotation, molecular function: ATP binding; protein kinase activity.